CCCAUUUUUUCAAGUAAGUUUGAAAAUAAACGUUUUCCCAUUUCUCGCUUCCCCCAACGGUUGUGCAUUUGUGGCACCCGCAAGUUUUGAUCCGAUGCAACCCAAUCUACCGUCCCAUGAUUUUCUUCUUUUGUUUCUCUAUUCGUUGAAACCCUGACCACGAGCAAGCUUGACGUCGCCCGUAGAUAGAUGAUCGGAGGAGUGAGACUGGAGCCCGGAAGAGCAGUGGACGUCGUUCUUCGUCGGCAAGCGGAGCUGUGUGGGUUGAUAGCAUUUUGGGUUGAAACAUGGAGUUUAAAGUACAUUGAGAAUAGAUAUAAUUACCUUACCCAAAAAAAGAGAAUAGAUAUAAAUAUAAGGGAUAAAUAUGGUGGAUCAGAGAAUUGGAUAAUUAGAGAUCAGAGAAUGUGGUAGAUCAAAGGAGGAUAAUUAGAGAUUAGCAAGCGUGGAUCCUGUAGCGGCCCAUUUGGCCAUUUACCAGUUUCGUGCAGCUCGGAAGUUGUUUACCUAUUACCAGUCGGCUCAACGCAUUUUUUGACUGCCUGCGGCUGAUAAGUGCAAACCCUGCGCAUGAUAUGCUGAAAUUGCCCGAGUAAAUCCUUCACCUUGGAGUUUUACGACGGUUAAAACCCUCGAGGAGGAAACUCGCAAAAAAUUCUAACCAUGGUUGGGAUCGGAGAGCCCUGCAAGCUCAGGAGUUAGGUCAAAUGACUGAAAUCAGUUCAAUUGGCAUUUGUAAUCGUAUUGGCAACGAAUUCGCUCAGUGAGAAUAUUGGGUUUUUAUGGGGAAAGGAGGUGGCUGCGUGCCGAGCAAAAAGCGAUUGCCGUUAGUUUCUUCCGGUAAUCCUCCACAAACGGCAAGGGAGGCGCCAUUACCUACUGAAGACAGGAGCCCGACUACUGAUGCCACUGUUUCAGUUGAAGAUACGGCGUCGCUGCCGCUCCAUAAGUUGAAGAUAUUCAUUGUGUUCUAUUCUAUGUAUGGACAUGUAGAGAAGUUGGCAAGACGGAUGAAGAAAGGUGUGGAUGGGAUUGAAGGUGUCGAAGGGGUUCUGUUUCGUGUUCCGGAGACAUUGCCGGAUGAGGUUCUGGUGCAGAUGAAGGUUACUCCUAAAGAUGUAGACGUUCCGGUGAUAUCUGCCGCGGAGCUAGUAAUGGCUGAUGGGGUUUUGUUCGGAUUUCCUACAAGGUAUGGAUGCAUGGCAGCACAAAUGAAGGCUUUCUUUGAUUCUACAGAGCAAUUGUGGAAGGAGCAGAAGCUCGCCGGGAAGCCAGCUGGGUUCUUUGUGAGCACCGGUACGCAAGGAGGAGGUCAAGAAACCACUGCGUUGGGAGGUCCAAAUUUAUUCAAUGCUUUACUUGGGUGGGAGGCAAGCAUCAUCUGGGAUUUUCUUCAUAGCUUGCUCUAUGUUUUUGGCCUUGCUAGCUUAACAAGUCUUUUUACCUUUUUUUCUGUCUUUUUCUUGGUAAUGAAAUUUCUCAUUAUCUAUGUGUAUACCUUUUUUUUUUAUCAAUAUGUAUGUGUAUACCUCUAUGACAACAUCAACUAACUUGUAAGAUUGACUGGUUUCUCUCUUCAGAUUUCUAUACCAAAACCACACAAUUAAGUCCUAAACCUUCUUUUCUAAGUUGGUUAUUUAAUGUGUUUUUUGUAAUUAAAAAUAAUUUAUCUUUUCAUUUGUUCCUUUUGAGCAGAACUUUCAAUAUCAAGAUGGGGGUACAGUUAAUCUUAUUUUUAUGAGAAGAGGUCAUCAAUCUAGAUUCAAAUUGUUUGUUUUUUUUUUCUGGUUUUUUUCUUUUAUAUUUUAAAGUCAGCUAUAAUGAAACUGGCAAUACAAGCUGCUUUGUUUUCCAAAUACAUGCUGCAGAAUUUAAUACAACUUCCUGUCUGUCUUCAUUUUUCAUCUUCUCAUAGAUCUUGUAAAUAACAAGCGACUUAGCUGGAUAUUUUUUUUUUUUUUUUUUUGCAUGUGAAGUAUAUUUUUGUAUUUGUUUUUUUUUACAAGAUGGAAAAUAUCAACCAACCUUACAAGUCAGUUGAUACAUAUAUAGAACAAGCUCUUAAAAAAAGCCUAGAUGAAACUUGCUUCCUACCCAAUAGAGCAUUGAAUAAUUUUGGACCUCGCAACUUGCAUCCCAAUUAUCAAAAGACUUGCAGGACUUCCCAUCCAAAAUAUACUUUUGUUAAUUUCAUAAUUCUUUCAGUUUGACAGUCUCUUGCAAUUAGAGAGAUAGAAUUGUCUGGUGGAGUUUUGAAUUCACUGCAAUUAGUCAAUGACCUGCUAGUGUCCUUUGUUUUGCAACUUAUU
Messenger RNA from Nelumbo nucifera (sacred lotus), 2309 nucleotides. RefSeq names its product putative NAD(P)H dehydrogenase (quinone) FQR1-like 2. Gene Ontology annotation, molecular function: NAD(P)H dehydrogenase (quinone) activity; FMN binding. The record is from RefSeq and is a predicted model, not a curated record. Lineage: Eukaryota; Viridiplantae; Streptophyta; Magnoliopsida; Proteales; Nelumbonaceae. Gene Ontology annotation, cellular component: membrane.